AUGCUUGAAGAACCUCAGACCGCUCCUGAGUCGCUGUCAACGCGGAAGCGAUCUAAGGCUUCUGAGGAAAACGAAGAGGAACGGAAUAAGAAGCGAUCAAGAGGCCGUCCACGCCUUGACACCAGAGAUGAGACGGCUCAAGAUCGUCGUCGAACGCAGAUUCGACUGGCUCAAAGAGCCUAUCGUAAUCGCAAGGAUACUGCCAUUACGACCCUUGAGGACAAAGUCAAGGAUCUUGAAGAUGCCAAUGAAAACAUGAGCAAAGAGUUCAUGAACUUUUUUGACUUUGUUCUUUCCCAGGGAAUGCUGGAAGGUGCACCUGAAGUUGCAAGACGUCUCAAUGAUACAACCCGCAAGUUUCUCUCACUCACAAGGAAAUCCGCCGAUGAUUCAAACCGCGAUGGCAUCGAAGAUACUCCAGCCUCUGCGCAAGCACAAGAGCAAGUUGUGUCACAGCCCCCAGGACGGCACCCAUCUAGCUCCGACUCCAGCACUAGUGGUGAAUUCAUGUUACAGAACCCACCUGGUUUUAGCGCUCCUCAAGAGAAGAGCCUGUCUACUCCACGAAGACCGGAUCCCACUAUACGGCAACAGGCUACGCCUCCCUUGAACCUGCCUUACGAAAUUAUCACAAUGCCAACUACAGAUAAUGCAAGUUUCCCUGUUUACGACACGCAAACGACAAUCAGUUUCGAGCAAAAUCCUUUCCUUCAAUCACCCUUUCCCAAUGUCCAUUCGCCAGCCACAUAUGCGCCCCAAGAACGGAGUUUUGGUCGCCGCCUUCAGAGAGCAACUUUGGAGGCUGGUCUGAGGUUGGCAUCGAUGGCCAAUCCACCUCCUCAUCGAUAUGCUGAGGUCUUUGGAUUUUGCCUACUAUUCGAACCCAGGGAGUCUAUCAUUCGCCGCAUAUCUAGCACAUUGGCCAGAGUGAGCCAGGAAUCAAUGUUUGUCUGGAGGUACCCUUUCACAAACCUGGGUGGUGCUGGGACUUUCUUCCCAAACAAUGGAGAUGCCGGAGUAGAUACAGCAACAGGAGCCAAUGGGAACGCGAUACCGUUAGGAAAUCAAGGGUUGGCACAGCAUCUGAAGCCACAGGAGAUGACUGGGUUUUCAAUGGGCCCUUUUAACCAAGACGUUGAAGCGACCAAAGGUGACCACGUCGACAAACGCAUGCGAAUGAUGUACCAGGGAUUUGAAGGGGACUUCUUUGAUGCAGAUGAGGUGGAAACAUAUCUACGUCAACGGGGUAUCGUGAUACCUGCUAACGUGGAUUUUGUUGAUGCUGAAAUUGAUAUGGGCUCGUUUGACGAAACUCCAGACCUUUCGGGCUUAGGAACGAGCAGCAGCUUCUUCGGAACGCAGCAACCCCCUGCGUCAAGCCAGACGCAUUAUAUGCCGUCUCAGCAAGCCACAAGUGACAUAUCGAGUAUGUGGCAAAGUACGAUACCUGCCACCCUCGCUACCACCACAGCGUCAAUGGCACAAGCUUCUCUCAUGGCACCUGCAAUGGGCGUAGACUUCGUCAACAUUAUGCCAACAGUUGAGGCAACCGAUCCUGGGCAGUUUGGUGCAGGGAUGGGAUCUCUCAUGGAUUCAUCAUAUUUCCCUCGAGAUUGGGCCACAGAUACCAGUUGGAUGAAGACAAAAGUGACGAUGGAUGUGAAUCGACUAGUAGCAGGUGAGUUCCUUCAACUUCCUCGUCUGGUCAUUCACGGAGGCGCAGGUAAUAUCCAGCGCGAUACGUACCCGCCGGAACAGUUCCGGGCUUAUCGUAAAGCUCUUAUUGAUAUUAUCACCAGAACGGACCAGUACAUGAGAAGUCAUGAGGUAGUCUCAGAGAAGUCAUCCAAGAAGCUCCCUUCAGCUUUAGAUGUUGCAACCUAUGCAGUCCAUCUUCUGGAGAACAAUCCCCUAUUCAACAGCGGACACGGCGCCGUGUUCACUCGCGAUGGAGUUAUUGAACUAGAGGCCUCAGUCAUGGUAUCUCGUGGUUAUAAGAAGCGAGGUGUCGGUGUCAUGGGUCUCCGCCAUGUGAAGAAUCCCAUCCUCCUAGCCCGGGCAAUGCUGGAACAUGGUGAAGACGAUCUGGAGGCGAAUCCUCGAGGAGUCAACUCAGGCGAUCUUGAUGUCCCAUCCGCACAGGGACAUACACAGCUCUAUGGAAAGGCCGCCGAGCAACUCGCGCAACAGUACGGACUAGAACUUGUCGACCCUAGUUACUUCUUCACCCAACGUCGUUGGGAUGAGCAUAUCAGGGCUCUUGAUAGAGAGAAGAAAGGUCAGGGGCAAGCAACCUGGAGUGCGACUGAGUAUCUACCUCAAGGGACAUGCGGAGCAGUAGCGCUUGAUCAAGAUGGUGUUAUCUGCGCCGCAACCAGUACAGGAGGUUUGACUAACAAACUCACUGGUCGGAUUGGUGACACGCCUACAAUUGGGUCAGGCUUCUGGGCAGAGGAAUGGACCGAGGACGGUGAUCCGACCGGGUUGUCCACGUGGGAUCGCUUGAAGAAUGACAUGACCGAGUCGGGCCCCUCACUGGUGCUCAGCGACGUCCUGGGAGGAACAUUGGCAGACUGCUUUCCGACUCCUGUGAUGUAUACUCCCCUCAAGCUCAGAGGUAAACGAGUCUUAACCACGAGAUCCAUUGGUGGCUCUGGAACUGGCAACGGCGAUUCCUUCCUGAGGACAAAUGCGCUACGAACCCUUGCAGCUAUGGCGAGGUGGAAACCAGAGUCAGGUUCCAAGGCUGUAACCCAUAUUGCAGGCCCAGGCGGAGAGCUGGAAAGAAGUGCGGGUGAUAGAUGGCGCCGGACAGGUGAGGGUGAAGGCGGCAUCAUUGGCAUCGAGAGUGUUGUCGUUCGUGAUUCGCAUGGUCAAAUCAUCGAGACUCGGUCUGAAGUCCUAAUGGAUUUCAAUUGCGGAGGCAUGUUCCGAGCUUGGAUUGAUGACGAGGGAAAGCCCCAAAUGAGCAUCUUCAGCAAUGAGCCGUCGAGCGACCUAUAG
This is a messenger RNA of Fusarium musae, 3003 nucleotides long. RefSeq lists its product as uncharacterized. Bases 1 to 3003 code for a protein of 1000 amino acids. The record is from RefSeq and is a predicted model, not a curated record. Lineage: Eukaryota; Fungi; Ascomycota; Sordariomycetes; Hypocreales; Nectriaceae. Gene Ontology annotation, biological process: regulation of DNA-templated transcription. Gene Ontology annotation, molecular function: hydrolase activity; DNA-binding transcription factor activity. The transcript is spliced from 4 exons.